Messenger RNA from Zophobas morio, 1699 nucleotides. RefSeq lists its product as uncharacterized. The record is from RefSeq and is a predicted model, not a curated record. The transcript has 4 exons. The coding region runs from base 51 to 1646 and encodes 531 amino acids. Gene Ontology annotation, biological process: fatty-acyl-CoA biosynthetic process; long-chain fatty acid metabolic process. Gene Ontology annotation, molecular function: long-chain fatty acid-CoA ligase activity. NCBI's taxonomy places the organism in Eukaryota, Metazoa, Arthropoda, Insecta, Coleoptera, Tenebrionidae.
AAUAGAAGAAGACAAAGUAGCACUAGUUUUAUCAGUUGAGUGUAAGCACAAUGAGCGACAACAUCUUGAAAGGUCCUAUUCUAGAUUACGUUCCAUGUACCACCUUGGGGCAGUUUUUUUUCGAAGCUACUAAAAAGUACGAAAAUCGUAUUUGCCAGAUCGAUGUACUUAGAGAUCAACAUGAAACUUAUUCCUCCGUGAGAAAAAGGAGUACCAGAGUUGCUUUAGAAAUGCAAAAGAGAGGUAUUACUUUUGAAGAUGUGGUAGUUACGUGCUCUUCAAGUACCAUAGAUACUGCUAUACCAAUAUUGGCUACUUUUUAUCUAGGAGCUAAAAUUGCUAAUUUGGAUAUUACUUUGUCCGUUAGACAAGUUACACAUCUGCUGUCUCUUGUAUCCCCAAAGAUGAUUUUUGUUGAAGAGUCUGCUGUUGGCUUAAUCGAAAAGAGUGUAGAGAAUGCCAGUUUGAAAGCAGAAAUAGUAGUCUUUGGAGAAUCGCCAAACUAUAGUACUUUCACCGAUUUUGUAAAACCUCAGGAAAAUGAAGACCAGUUUAAACCCGUCGUUGUUGAUUUAGAAGAGACCACAGUUAUGUAUUUUAGUAGUGGUACUACCGGCCUUCCCAAAGCUAUCUGCCAUAGCAAUCGCAGUGUUCUACAUUUUGCCUUCUCUUUUGACAAUUCCACCGAACACCUGGACGCAGUUCUUUCUUUCAGUUCUUUCUACUGGAUAACGGCAAUGAUUUUCCUUACUUCCAUAUUUAUAAGCGGUGGACAUAGAAUCAUUUGCGGAAAUAAAGUAGAAGCUGAAAGAACCUUCAACAUCAUCGAAAAAUACAAAGUAACUUACAUGUUUGUAGCACCAAUACUAUCUUAUCAACUUACAAACUUUGACAAUUAUCAGUCCUACGAUACUUCCUCGCUUCGUACUAUUAUGACGGCUGGUACUGCUUUGAGUACCACUCAGUUUAUUAAACUGAGCACUAUUUUCCCCGGAGUCGAUAUUAUUGGUUGCUAUGGGCAAACAGAAGUUUGCGUAAUCUCAAUGUUUGAUACUAAAUCCGACAAGAAGCUCAUUCGUGUGAAAAAUCAAUCUUCUGGUAAAGUUAUUACCGGAAUUACGCUUAAGAUAGUUGACCCCGACACUAACAAAAUCAUGAGUCGUUAUCAAAAUGGCGAGAUACGAGUGAAAUCCUCUGCUAUUAUGAAAGGUUAUUACAGAGCCGAUAGUACCGAAGUCUUCGACGGUGAAGGUUUUCUGAAAACGGGAGACGUGGGAUAUUUCGAUGAAGAUGGUUGCGUAUACAUCGUUGAAAGGUUGAAAGAGAUGUUUAAGUAUUUGUCUUGGCAUAUAGUACCGACAGCUAUAGAGUCAAUACUUUUUGAGCAUCCUGGUGUUAAGGAAGCUGUUGUUUUUGGUUUUCCCAAAAACGAAGAAGAAGGAGAACUCCCUGCAGCUUGUAUUGUUGUUAAUGAAGGUUUCUGUGUUACUGAAAAAGAAAUUGAAGAAUUUGUUGCGAAUAGGGUUUCCGAUAGGGAAAAAUUGAGGGGAGGAGUGUACUUUGUAAAGGAAAUCCCCAAAACGCCGAGCGGAAAAGCGAUGAGAAAAGAAGUGCGCAAGUCUGUAAUAAACUCCCCCAAUAAGUAAAUUCAAAACAUAUAAAACUGAUUAGAAAUAAAUAAAGAAUAGUUUUUCUCAUU